GCUGCCCUUCUGGCGCCCGUCGAUGAGGACUUGGGAUCUGACAAGAAGCAAACUGGGGGAAGCAGCAGAGUACCAGACUUCCCUCCUCCAGCAGGCCGGGAGAUCUUGUUGCGCACCUGUGUGCCGCGACCAGCAGCGUACUCCAAGGCGCUGCCUCAGCGGCUCUUCUGUGUCCUGAUGAGGGAGGAGUUUAGGUUGACCGGAGGCUUUUCCACAGACACGUCCUUCUUUUAAGUCCUGUGAACAAUUCACACCUGGGAUAAAGAUAAGUGAAGGACACAGGAUGGAGACUUUCACAUGUAUGAACGUGGCCAUGGAGUAAGAUCAUAGAAAUACAUUUCUUCAUUUGUUUGCUUUAUUUGUAAGAACGGUGCAAUAUUUCAGCAUCUACGGCUCGCCCAAGCUUAAAAGCAGGAAGUAGUAUAUUACUGGCAUUGAUUAAGAAGCAUUUAUGGCUUUGUCUGGAAAUAUGUGAAACUACAUCCUUCUGUGUAUUCAUAAAGCUGCAGCUUCCCGCGGAACAGUUCCCUAAAACCUUCAUUUUACCUUCAAAGUUUCUCUUGAUGCCUUUUUAAGGAAAUGAAAUUUGUCGUUAGGAUGGAGUUCCCCAUCCUGCACUCACCACACGCUAACACAACCUUCUCAACUCUGAUAUUUAGUAGAUUAUAUUUCAGUUGCAGGGAUUGGUCCUGAUGGUAAACAUGAGAGUCGGUGAGGACUUCAUGGGUCGUUUCAGCUGAGCUCCAUCCUCCAGCAUGUCCUGCUGCUGCUGCUGGAUUAACACACAGCUGUUUGUUUGCAUCCAACCAGAACCAGACCGUGCAGUUCUUAUUCCUGUUCAUAGCCAUGUUUAUACACCUCUGCAGCCCCUCCUCCUUCAGCCGGGACAUUUGUUCUAGCCUUCAUUCAUAAACUCGGCUUUCUAACAUGCAGCUAAAGUUCAGUCUGCAUGCUCGACCCAGACUCCUGGCAGCUGAAGUGAAAUACCUGGUCAUGGGGUAAAUGCUGUGGCCGGGUUCAACUCUGACCUGAGGCCCUUUAUUUCUCCCUCCCUGCUUUGCUGUCUGGUCUUCAUUGUGCUAUUAAAUACAGACAAAAA
Haplochromis burtoni (Burton's mouthbrooder) is the source of this 1099-nucleotide messenger RNA. RefSeq names its product rab3 GTPase-activating protein catalytic subunit-like. Gene Ontology annotation, molecular function: GTPase activator activity. Gene Ontology annotation, biological process: positive regulation of GTPase activity. NCBI's taxonomy places the organism in Eukaryota, Metazoa, Chordata, Actinopteri, Cichliformes, Cichlidae. The record is from RefSeq and is a predicted model, not a curated record.